Messenger RNA from Mollisia scopiformis, 690 nucleotides. RefSeq lists its product as uncharacterized. NCBI's taxonomy places the organism in Eukaryota, Fungi, Ascomycota, Leotiomycetes, Helotiales, Mollisiaceae. The coding region runs from base 1 to 690 and encodes 229 amino acids. The transcript has 6 exons. The record is from RefSeq and is a predicted model, not a curated record.
AUGAUUGUACCUCCAUUUCCAGUCGAGGCCUCAGGCGAUUCAUCUUACCAUGCCUUAUGGCCGGGGAUGCAACCCACAGACGAUAGUUUCGUCUAUCAAAAUGUGGUAGACGACUGGUAUCCUUCUCAGAAGAACCUCAGAUGGGAUGUCUCCACUUGGUACGGGCCAGAUGAUGCCGCAGGUGAUUACGUGGAAUAUCAAACAUACCCUGUCACUGUCGGCGAUUCCAUAACCACGGACUUCCAAUUCCACAUGCCAUCAGGAACUUGGACAGAAACCCAGAUCAUCGAGCCAGGUGCGAGUGGUACAACUGCAGGAGAGUCACCUUCAGCAGCUACCAUAAACGUUGCUUUCAAGAACUUUCCAAACAAUGCUGCAAUUCUUACUCAGUUCCUCUUCGUAAUCGAACUUCAAGGAGCAGCAACGUGGAACUUCGGUCCUCUCACCUUCACGAGUAUCAUCAUGACUGCAAACACCACAAGCACAGCUUGGUGCAGCAACCCAGUAUACUCGGGUUCAUUUACCUACAAGAAUACGCAACCUGUGGCUACGGUCGUGAAUGGGCAGUGUCAAUGCUAUGUUGCUAGUUUGACUUUCUUGGCGCCGAGUUCGACGUCGGCUGAGAAUGCGCCUGCGGCUGUUGGUUCUACUGGGAGGUUCAAUGUCACUCAUAAACCUAUCAAGGUUUAG